CCGGGGCGGCUGUCGGCUGCUGGCGGCGCUCCCCGAAGCGGCGGUGGCUCCGCUCUGCGCACUCACUCCGCGCUAGCGCAGCACACAGCGCCCGCGGCGCACGGGCGCUCCCUCCGCCCGCCCAGGCUGCUCUGUCACUUCAGAGCGAGAGUGAGGCUGAGCCGGCAGCAUCCCGGGCUUUUACAGCGAGCGCUCGCCAGCAGCCCGGCACCGGUCGAAAUUCAGACGUCUUCGGAGAGGGGAGGAAGAUCCUCAUCUUCCGAAGCCUCCUCAAUGAGUGCCAAGCUCUCCAAGGAGUUGAGGCUGUCGCUGCCACCUUGUCUCCUGAACAGAACAUCUGCCACCUUAAACACCAGCAGCACCUGCAUCACGCAAGUGGGUCAACUGUUCCAGUCGUUCUCAUCCACCGUGGUUUUGAUUGUCCUGGUCACCCUCAUCUUCUGCCUGAUCCUCCUCUCCCUCACCACCUUCCACAUCCACAAGAGGAAGAUGAAGAAGCGAAAAAUGCAAAAGGCUCAGGAGGAGUAUGAACGGGACCACUGCACCCGCAGCAGCAAUAGCAGCAGCCAGAACCCUGGGACAGGGAUGCAGGGAGAGGCACCUCAAGGAAGAGACAGCCGGCUGGGAAGACCCCCACAGGACUCGGAAAUCCAGCGCCCCUCUCCCUCGGCAGCCCCAAGCUCUCAGCAAGCACGGGCUUGUUUGGACACAGCUGGUGCUGGGCUGCAGACAGUGAUUUUGUCAUGAUGAUUUGGGGGAGACCUCGCGAAGGCGCUGGCUGGUGUUUGUAAAUACCUGAGUGAUUAUUCUAGCCCCCGAAGAAGAAAACAUUGCUAAUUAAAAUUAACAAACAAGCCCAUGAUCCAAGCGCAUGACAGAUCACCUUGCGUUUCUCACUGACUAUGUGAGGAAAGGAUGCUUCUUUUUACUGGAGGAGCUGCACACAGCUCUAAAUAUCAAGUCGUCCUCCUGGAGGAGAGGGUCAGAGGUGUGGGUGGGUCCCUUUCCCCUGGACAUCAUAACCCUGAGGACCGGUUGAGUCCCACUCUCUUGGGAUUUCCACUUCACCCUGUGUCACCAUUGCAUGGUGUGGGUUGGGCAUGGGUGCAUGGUGAAGGGGGAGAGGCAGGUCUGGCGGGUGCCUUGGGAUCCCCUGUCCUCUUGGAGCAGGGCAACAGUCCACCCUGGUCUCUGUCGUUUUGUGCUAGGACUUAUGCCCCUGUCCCAUCCCUCUCACUCCUUUCCAGGACUGGCUAUCGUUUUGUGUAGAGAUGGCCACCCCUAGUUGGGCUUAACUGCAAGUGCCCUCCAGCCCCACAGCCCUGUGCCCCAGCUGCAGUGCUGAGUAGCCCAGUGUCAGAGGGCGAUGGAGCCAGCUGUCUGCACAGAGUGACGCCUGAGCUUUCCUGUCCCCUCAGCUCCCUUCAUCUUCAAAUGCCCCCCAUCCCCGUGCCAUGAACCCUGAAACCCAAACCCUUUUGUGUGGCAGGAUGAGGUGAUGUGCAGUAACUUCCCUAUCCUCUCCCAGGGGAGGUUGACCUUGUGCCUCCUGUAGGUCCUGAAACAAUCAGUUCUGCACCAGGCACCCUGCUCUGAAUGUCUGCAUUUACAGCUUCGCCUCCUAGCAAGAAAUCCUGCAGCAGUACAGGGGUGGCUUCUACUUUUUUAGGCUGACAGAUAUUUCUAACCCUCCUAAUCUAGUAAACAAUUAGGGCGAGACAACACUUAAUUUUCUCCCCUUUCCUCUCUUGGGGAAGAAACCAUGCAGUUGUGCAAAAUGUCUGCUUCUAUUUAUUUUCGAAGUGGCUGGUAUAGUUUCUCCCUAGCAAGCACCCGGAGUUUUUUGUUCAUGGAUGGCAGGUGUGAGUGGCUGCUAGUGCUGUGUGUGUUGGUUGAAGCAGCAUCGGGUACAGAAAAUGCAGCUUUGCUUAGUGACUAAGUCAAUGACCACUGCUUGAAGGUGCCUUAACAGAGCGCAUAUCCAAACUUUGAAUCAUCUUGUGUGGUAUCAUAGCAGAGGCAGCCCUCUACUGUGCAUAUUAACGUCUGAAAAUACAGCAAAGAAAAAGUGAUCCCGAGGGAUUUCUUUGUUUUGGUUUUGGUUGGUAUUU
This is a messenger RNA of Neopsephotus bourkii (Bourke's parrot), 2111 nucleotides long. It is a transcript of the gene CUNH11orf87, whose product is annotated as chromosome unknown C11orf87 homolog. Bases 274 to 747 code for a protein of 157 amino acids. NCBI's taxonomy places the organism in Eukaryota, Metazoa, Chordata, Aves, Psittaciformes, Psittacidae. The transcript is spliced from 2 exons. The record is from RefSeq and is a predicted model, not a curated record.